Molecule: messenger RNA, 2565 nt
Organism: Psilocybe cubensis
Lineage: Eukaryota; Fungi; Basidiomycota; Agaricomycetes; Agaricales; Agrocybaceae
Exons: 14
Coding region: 1-2565 (854 amino acids)
Biological process (GO): N-terminal peptidyl-methionine acetylation
Cellular component (GO): cytoplasm; NatA complex
Molecular function (GO): protein binding; protein-N-terminal amino-acid acetyltransferase activity
Source: RefSeq, a predicted model, not a curated record
AUGUCAAAAGCCCUUCAGAAGCGCGCUCUCCCUUCAAAGGAGCAAUCCCUUUUCAAAGAGCUACUCACUCUCUACGAGACCCGUCAGCUCAAAAAGGGUCUUAAAACUGCCGAACAAAUCCUCAAGAAAGUUCCCGACCAUGGAGAAACACUAUGCAUGAAAGGUCUGAUCCUUACAAAUAUGGCCGGGAGGAAAGAUGAGGGCGUUGAACUGGUCAAAAAGGGCGUCCGACUGGACCUGACAUCCCACAUUGUCUGGCAUGUCUUCGGUCUCGUCCAAAAGGCCGACAAAAACUACGAGGAGGCCCUCAAGUCGUACACACAGGCGCUACGUUUCGAUAAGGACAAUAUGAAUCUGUUACGAGAUUCCGCCCAACUCCAGACCCAUCUGCGCCUAUACGAAUCCCUUGUCGAUACACGACAUGCUAUACUGAAACUCAGGCCCAAUCAACGCCAAAAUUGGGUAGCUCUGGCACUCGCUCAUCACUUAAACGGAAACCCUCAGGAAGCUAGAAUGGUCUUGGAACACUACCAGCGGUCUUUAAAGAAUGUGCCCGACUACGAUAUCGAACAUUCAGAAACCCUCAUCUACUAUGUCAAUAUCCUGGAAGAGAUCGGUGAACUUUCGGAAGCACUCUCUGUUCUGGACUCUAGCGCUAAAUCGCGAUCCAUCGUCGAUCGCACUUCUAUUCUUCAAAUCAGAGCCCGGAUACUCACCAAGCAAAGUGUCCCAGAAGCCGAUGAGGCCUGGCGUUCACUGAUCGAGCAUAACCCAGACUGCUACGAGUCCUUCCGUGGUUAUUUCACUUACCUGGGCAUCUCGCUUGACGAAUCCAAUCCGGAGGCAGUUACCAAACUUGAGGAGUUUGUUGUGCAACUACCCAGGGCUUCUGCACCACCGCGUCUUCAGCUCAACGUUGCAUCGGGAGAUCAAUUUAAGAAACUGGUCGAAAAGUACAUCGUAAAACGCCUCGAGAAGGGUAUUCCAUCUCUCUUUGCGGACCUAAAAGCACUUUAUGUGGAUAAGGAGAAGCAACAGACAAUCGAGGGCAUCGUUGAAGCCUUGCGCGAAGAGUACGCUGCUGCUUCCACCCUUCCCGCGUCUUCGGAUGCCAACUUAGAACCUACAACUUAUCUAUGGACCCUCUACUAUCUUGCUCAACAUUAUUCUUAUUUGUCACAGCCAGACAAGGCGCUCUCCGUACUCGACAUUUCAUUGCAACAUACACCGACACUUCCUGAACUUCACAUGUGUAAAGCGCGAGUGCUGAAGAGAGCAGGAGAUUAUUUAGGGGCAGCUAGGUGUCAGAAUGAUGCAAGGUUGCUCGAUGGACAAGAUCGAUUCUUGAACACAAAAUUCGGCAAGUAUCUUCUGAGAGCUGGAAUGGUCGACGAAGCAAACUCGAUAUUUGGACUAUUUACUAAGAAAGACGCCCCGAGCCCUGCUGCAGAUUUAGAAGAUAUGCAAUCUCUCCUUUUCCUACUUAACGAAGCGGAUGCGUAUAGACGAAAUGGCAAACUCAACCUUGCCCUCAAGAAAUACAUUGCUGUUAAGAAGGUCUUUGACGACUUCGAAGACGACCAAUUUGACUUCCAUGGGUACAACUUGAGAAAAUUCACUAUCAACAUUUAUAUCAAGUUGCUGAAGUGGGAGGAUCAGCUUCGGUCACAUCCAGGUUAUGUCAAGGCGGCCAUUGAGGCGUCCAAGAUCUUCGUUGCUGUCUCUGACGAUGCUUCAAUCGUAUCAUCUUUAACGUCAACAAGUAAAAUGAGCGAUGCUGAGAAGAAAGCACUCAAAAAGGCCAAAAAAGCUGCCCAAAAGGUCCAAGAGGACAAGAAAGCUACUCAGGCGACAAACGAAAACAAGGACCCCGAGUUAAUUGUGCCCAAAGAUGAGGACCCAGAUGGCUUAAAGCUGAUUGGGUCACCAGAUGCCCUAGAACAAGCAUCCAAGCUUCUGCAUCCUUUAACAACACUGGCACCGAAGAAUAUCGAUGUUUGGAUAGCAAUCUAUGAUGUGGCUAUACGCAGAAAGAAGCUCCUACAAGCAGUAGGCGCUUUGAGUCGAGCUGCUGCUCUCAAUCCGGAUCAUCCAGAGCUCCAUCUCCGCCUCGUUGAUGUUAAACAGAGAGCAUCCUCAUUCCCUCAGGCACCUCCACCCCCGAUCGGCCCAGUGUUCACCGAGGCUAUCGCCAAAUUCAUACCUGACGAUUUGUCGCUUGAAACAUUCAACUCGCAGUAUCUCCAAAAGCAUUCAACUGAUAGUCACACCGUGUUGGCUGCAGCCAAGGCCCUUCACAAACUCAAUUUACCUCUGGCAGAUGUUGAAAACACGGCCUUUACUCUGUUCAGUCCGGAUGUGCGGCUAGAUGUCCCGACCGCGCUAUCGACAGUAGACUUCCUCGCUUCUUUGAAAUCCUCGCGGCUAGAUGAGUUCAGGGCUCAGUGCCAGACAACAUUCCCACUAUCGACAGUGUUCAAGCCUUCGGCGGAACUUGCGCCGCUACGUGAACAGGUCAUGCUGGGUUCUGCUCCCGAGCCUGCCACAGAAGACACGACACCCUGA